UGCGCACUUGAUGGUCUACGCGAUGUCCUAAAAUCAUUUUGUGGAAAAUUUGAAGUUUGUUGUUAUUAGUGACAACCUAUUCGUAAUUAAUUUAUGAAAGCUUCGCGGUAAUUACAAUUCCAGGCUUGAGGCAGGAUCAUUUACGCUUUGUAGGCCUGGAAGCGUUCAGUCGCUACGAUACAGUUCGAGCGGUGUACGGUAGCCAUCUUGGAAUCGAACAAAGCUUCAGAUGUGUAGUUUGUCUGUUUAUCAAUAAUUUUUGUGCAUUUUAUUGUAAAUAGUUUGUAUGUUUAGGAUAUGUACGGAACGUUCGUCCACAUGUGUAAAUAGCUAUGGCUGCGACAAGAAAAUUACAAGGUGAAAUAGACAGGUGUUUAAAAAAGGUAACGGAAGGCGUGGAGACUUUCGAGGAUAUCUGGCAAAAAGUCCACAAUGCCACGAACAGUAACCAAAAGGAAAAGUAUGAGGCCGACCUCAAGAAGGAGAUCAAGAAGCUCCAGAGGCUACGGGACCAGAUCAAGUCCUGGAUCGCCUCCGGGGAGAUUAAGGAUAAGAGUACACUUUUAGAAUAUAGGAAACUAAUAGAAACGCAAAUGGAAAGGUUCAAAGUGGUGGAGAGAGAGACGAAGACGAAGGCUUAUUCUAAGGAAGGGCUGGGCGCGGCGCAGAAGCUGGACCCGGCGCAGAAAGAAAGGGAAGAAAUGUCUUCGUGGCUAGUAUCCUCCAUCGACGCACUUAAUUUACAGGUUGAUCAAUUUGAGUCUGAAGUAGAGUCACUGCUAGUAGGUAAGAAAAAACGGCUGGACAAAGAGAAACAGGAUCGCAUGGAGGAGCUCAAGAUCAAACUUGAGAAGCACAGGUUCCACAUAAAGAAGCUCGAGACGUUACUCCGAAUGCUCGACAACAUGUCUGUGGAAGUCGAACAGACGUUUCAUUCGCAGAUAAAAAGAAUAAAAGAAGACGUGGAAUACUACAUAGACUCGUCACUGGAGCCUGGGUUCGAGGAGAACGACUACAUCUACGAUGACAUCACGGGCCUGGACGAGAUCGAACUGAGCGGUGUGGGCUUACCCUCGUCAGCGACCACCGACAGUAAUAACAGCAACGACUCCGCAGGAUCACCAGCGAGCGUACUAUCAGGCACAAGUCCAAUAACGUCACCCGCGCUCGAGGUCCACAAUCAUUCAACAGACUCAAUAGACGUCGACAAGAAGAAAAAGGACGAGGUUAUAGCGAAACCGGUGAAACCGAUGGCGGUGCGCGCGGUGAACGCGAGCGCAGUCAGUAAUAACUCGUCCAAUGUCAGUUCCUUGCUCAAUAACUCCGCAGUCUCUACAAAUAGUAUAAACAACUCGGGCGUAUCUGGUACGUCAACUCCAAGCAAGGCGGGUGCACCGUCACCGCCACACCACACGGUACACACGCACGUACCGCAUCCAACGCAUGUGACGCACGCGACACAUACGACGCAUGCGCCGCAUCCGCACACGCCGCAUCAUCAUACUGCGCACAAGACUACAAAUAAUACAGCAAUAGUGGAGAAUGGUCCGGUGGUGGCGCACGCGCACCCCGCGCCGCACUUGCCGCCGCAGCCACAGCCGCCGCAUCAGCCCGCGUCGAAGAACCCGGUGGGCAGCGUGGCGACGGUGACAAGCAACGCGGCGGUGUGCGCGGAGGCGCCGUCGCCGCUCACAGUGAACGGACCAUCGCAGCCGCAGGCGCACCACACGCCGCAACACACCGUCAACAAUGGGCGAGUGAGCGAAGCGUCGUCGACGCCGUCGCUGGUGCCGGCGCUGUCGGCGGGCAGCUCCGUGGCGGGCAGCGGCGCGCCCACGCCGGCGCCGCUGGCCGCGCCGCAGCCCGCGCCCGCCGCCGCCUCGCUCAAGGCCAUGGCGCAGGAGGCCGUGCAGCGAGCGGGCCUCGACGCGGCGCAGCCGCAGGUACCCGUCGCUCCCACCCCAACUAGCGUCUGUCGUGAUAUCGCACUGCCAUUACAGAGUGCGCGGCGCUUAGGCGUGGGCGUGGGGUCUGCGGGCGUGGCGGUGGCGCAGGCGCACAUUCCUCCCUUACUCGGCGUGGCGCCCCUCGGCCCGCUGCCGCUUAGCUCGGAGCACCAGCUCCAAUUCCAGAUGAUGGAGGCAGCGUUCUACCACAUGCCGCAUCCCUCCGACUCGGAACGCACGCGCUUCUACCUGCCGCGCAACAUCUGCCAGACUCCCCUUUACUACAACCAGGUGCUUUUACCGCACUCGGACUCCGUAGAGUUCUUCCAGCGGCUGUCGACAGAGACGUUAUUCUUCGUGUUUUACUACAUGGAGGGAACCAAGGCGCAGUACCUUGCGGCAAAGGCGCUUAAGAAGCAAAGCUGGCGCUUCCACACCAAGUACAUGAUGUGGUUCCAGCGGCACGAGGAACCGAAGGUCAUUAAUGAGGAGUAUGAACAGGGCACGUACAUCUAUUUCGACUACGAAAAGUGGGGCCAGCGGAAAAAGGAAGGCUUCACGUUCGAGUAUAAGUACUUAGAGGACCGGGACUUGAAUUGAACGGACUUAAGUCGCGCAGUUCGCGGCGGCGCGAGGACUCUAGUGCGCCGGGGCAGUGCAGUGCUUAGUGCAGGCAGUGCAGUCAGUGCAGUGACAGUGCAAUGUUGAGGCUCGGACACUCAGUGACAGUGCAGUGAAAGGCGGCAGCCGCGCUCGAUCACAUCGGGCCGUUUUAGUUCCUGGUGAUAGGCAGAAGUCUACUGUGUAGACGCACCGAGAUUCGUACUACCUUUGUUUCUGCCAGUGUUGCGCCGAGGCUGUCAAGUCAGCUCGCUUCUCAUGUGAUCGCGUUGAUUCCAUUACUUGACAGUAUUUUUUGUAUUUGAACAAUCGGUUCGUGUUUCUGUGAUUGUUGAUACGAGAUAAUCAAGUUGAAAGUGUCGUUAAUAAAUUGUAUAAUAGUCCCGCGCUACCGGCAGGUACGUUGUAUUGUAGAGAUCGAUUCAUUCACACUGGCACGAAACAAACAAGCGAUACUGUUAUAGGGUGACACGCUAACCAGAGUUGUGCCUGACGUAGACUACGUUUAGACAUAGGAAUUCAUGUACAAGAAACGAGAAACUCGAUAGCAAUAGAAAUUAUUUUCUUAUUAGGUAAACUCGCGAUUGUGAUUAAUUUCCUACCGUCAAUUGGGCGCGUAGCUGCGUUAGCUUGUCAUUCGUUCAGCCAUUUAUGGGUUGUUAAUAAAAAAAAAGUAAAAUGUGAUAUAUGAAUAGGGCACCCGGGGCCUCCUUGGAUGACGCGACAAUUUCUAGUCUUGUCUCUGAUACACGGUCGGUUGUCUGCCGACGAGACAGGGCUCUAAGUAGUCGCAGCGCAUCUUUCACCACACGACACACUUAUGAAUGGUUAAUUGUGUGAUCAUGCUAAUUUUUGUACAAACGACAGAUGAAUAAAGUAUACUAACUCAAAUUGUGUAGAAGAUUUUUGUAAAUAUGUUGUGUUGAACACGUACUCUGUGCUGUGGUGAUUGCGCGCUUCCACCAUCAACGACCAACCGUUUGGAUACUAUACCCAGCUAGAUACUAGUAGAAGGAUCUCACGUACAUCACUUAGUUUAUACUGUGUUUGGACGCCUUUUUGUGGGCACCUCCCACCGAAAGACUAGACUGCAUGAUUAUACUAUUUAAAUUUUUAGGACUUAUUAACCAAGUUUUGAUCAUUGUAAACUCAACAGAGUACUAAAUUAUUUCAGUUGGGUUUACCAUUAAUUUUGUAUAGUAUUCAAGUGGUCCUACUAAAUAAUAUGCUAGUCUUAGUAUCUCAACGCUACAGCGUGCCUAUUGACGUAAGUGAAAGUCCUAUGUACUGAAAAUGUAUUCAAGGGCGUUCCGGGGUUUGUUUUUAAACUUUUGUAUAGGAAUCGGGCAUAGUUUGAAAUGACUUUAUUUUGCCAACUCCCUCAUACCAUUCAACAUGACUGCGUUACACUUGAUGGCGUACAGAUUGACUCGGCAAUAUUAGGAUUAUGACUUUAAAUGUUUUUAUACCUUAUUUUUGUGCCUUUACAAAGGAUUAUAUUAUACAGUUGGCAAUAAGCAGGUACACGUAAGACUUCCAAGGAUAUAGCUGAGUGGUGUGAGGGAGUUUGCUUUACUAUAGCUACCGUAAGGGUCUCCAGUGUGAUGCUAUAUGUGAGGGUACUAAUACACUUUUUCACCAUCAGAAAUAAAAGAAAAUUAAGUUGCUAACAUUUUUUUUAUUACAACAGUGCAUUUAAAAUUACGAGGACAGCUAAAUCUCCCCAAAGUGACACUGCCAAAAAUCGUGAGAUUCGAAAUUAAGGAAACUUGUACUUAUUUUUUUGUGAUUUUUUUCUUUACAAGAUCCAGCCCUAUGGGUGAAAGAGUAUAUUACCGCUCUCGAUACGUAAACGAAACCGCAAUAGAUUUAUACUGCCAGUGGGUGAUGGAUCGGGAGCUCCGUAAACAGCAAAUGUUGAAGUUUUCCAUAGUGAGCGCAAAUGUGUGGCUGAGCCGAAUUGUUGCACGAGUCGCGGGGCUCGGCCGCGGCGACCGCAGCUGCGGCGCGACUGCGAGCUGCGCACGAUCUCUAUUCCGUGCGUAAUGUUGAUAGUUUUAACUUUUGUAAAAAGUCUAUCGUGAGAAGAUGAAAUGUGGUAAAUAAUAAUUUAAAAAAUUAUCUGUACAGUUCUAUUUGUAUAGAAAUAAUAAAUAAC
This is a messenger RNA of Hyposmocoma kahamanoa, 4725 nucleotides long. It is a transcript of the gene Not3, whose product is annotated as CCR4-NOT transcription complex subunit 3. The coding region runs from base 333 to 2546 and encodes 737 amino acids. NCBI's taxonomy places the organism in Eukaryota, Metazoa, Arthropoda, Insecta, Lepidoptera, Cosmopterigidae. The transcript is spliced from 15 exons. Gene Ontology annotation, cellular component: nucleus; CCR4-NOT core complex; P-body. Gene Ontology annotation, biological process: nuclear-transcribed mRNA poly(A) tail shortening; regulation of DNA-templated transcription. The record is from RefSeq and is a predicted model, not a curated record.